AUGGGUUCCAGCGCAAAGAGGAAGAAGGAAAAGAAGAAGGAUUUCCAGAAGCCGAAGCUCAAGGUCGGCAAGGCGAGACCCAAGCCCGACAACUUCACCGACACCAGCUUCAAAGCCAAAUCAAUCAUCGUCAAGGAGCAGUCCAUACACACCACCGCACCAACAAUAACCGCCCAAUUCACCCACCAACUCAACCUCCUCACCCACAAGUCCGACACCCAAAGACGCGAAUCCCUCUCCUACCUCACCAACGCCGUAAUAGCCGCCCGCAGCCAAAACGCGCCCCUCCCCCAGCCCGUCUCCGUCAUCAUCCCCAAAAUCCUCUCCCUCAUCUACGACACCUCCACCAGCGUGCGCCAGCAGCUCCUCAAACUCCUCCAGGCCCUGCCCGCCCCGGACGUCCGCCCGCACGUCGAGGAGCUCCUCCGCCGCACCCGCGCCGGCAUGACCAGCCUCUCGACCGACGUCUGCACGACCUCGUUCGACGUGCUGGACUGGCUGCUCGCGACGCACCCGGGCGACGUCGUCGGCUGCGCCGGCGGCUGGGUGCACACGCUGCGCUGCUUCACCAGCGUGCUCGGCUGGAGGGCGCCGGCGGGAGCGGGAGCGGGAGCAGGGACGGCGUCGACCCAGAAAUGGACCACCGCCUCCGGCGCCACCACGUCCUCGUCCUCGCACGCCAACGCCGAGAAGCUCAAGCGGCUGCGCCACCACCAGCUCGUGUCGCUGGCCGCCUUCAUCCGGGCCGGCAUCGCCGCCGACGCCGACGCGGCGCGUGCAGCCGCCGCCGCGGAUGCCUGCGCUGCCCGCGGGUGGUUCCCGCUGCAUCAGGCGGGGUGCCAUGGGCAGGGCGUGAACGGCUUUGCGCAUCUGAACCUGUUUGGCGCGCCGAAGGACGAGGACGGGCAGAUGUAUAUGGAUAGGCAGGGCAGGCAGCAGGUUUUUGCGAGGCUGAUCCAGCCGGCCGUGGAAAGCGGAUUGCAGAAUGCGAAGAAGGAGGGUGGGCAGAUUGGCAGGGCGGCGGGAGAGGUGGACAAGGUCGUUCAGGAGGGUAUGAGUGACUAUGAUGGAGGGGAAUUGUGA
Molecule: messenger RNA, 1083 nt
Organism: Diplodia corticola
Lineage: Eukaryota; Fungi; Ascomycota; Dothideomycetes; Botryosphaeriales; Botryosphaeriaceae
Product: pre-rrna-processing protein ipi1
Exons: 2
Coding region: 1-1083 (360 amino acids)
Biological process (GO): rRNA processing
Cellular component (GO): nucleus
Source: RefSeq, a predicted model, not a curated record